Anopheles maculipalpis is the source of this 1749-nucleotide messenger RNA. RefSeq names its product RING finger and SPRY domain-containing protein 1-like. Gene Ontology annotation, molecular function: protein binding; ubiquitin-protein transferase activity. The record is from RefSeq and is a predicted model, not a curated record. NCBI's taxonomy places the organism in Eukaryota, Metazoa, Arthropoda, Insecta, Diptera, Culicidae. Gene Ontology annotation, cellular component: cytoplasm. The transcript has 6 exons. Bases 1 to 1749 code for a protein of 582 amino acids.
AUGGGCGUCUGCCUGUGCAAGGACAAGGUCGAGGAAAGCUUCGUCGAUGAUAGUAGCCGGGAUUCGUACGCACCGAACGGAAGCGACACAGGCCGGUUGGCUGGUAGUGGCGGUGGAGCAGGUGGCAGCGGAGGUGGCGGAAGUGGUGUUGUCAGUGGUGGGGGGCCGGGUGGUCAGAAUGGACAUCAUCACAUCCGGCACUACUCCCGAUCCGACCGGCAAGUUUCACUCUCCGACACGGUAGACGCGCUGGUCAAGGAAACGCUCGAAAUCAUCGGCUCAAUUGUGGACAAUGAACCAGAAACACCCAGCUCGAUGGUGAUGCUGCACGACAUAACGGACAAACCGUCCGGUUGGAUACAGCUUGUUAAAUCGUUAAUCCGUGUGAUACCACUCGAUAACCCGAUGGGCCCCAGUGUCAUAACGCUCCUGCUCGACGACAGUCCACUUCCAUCGAAAGAGUCCGUACUGGAGGUGGCCGAUAUGAUAACGCGAUCGAUACGGCGCACACCAAAGCGUGAGCGUAACAUGUGCAUCAUAUUGGGCUUCCUUGCGGAACGGCUUGCAGGGCCGUGCAGUAUAUCUGCCCUGUCGGAGGUAACUCUGGGCUAUCUGCUAGGGAAUCUGGACGAAGGAAUUCAUCCGGAUGUGAUGCUAUUUUCGCUAAUUGCGCUAGAGAAAUUUGCACAAACCAGUGAAAACAAGGGCACUAUUAGGAGAAAAUUAGCACUCUAUCCGGACAAUCCUCUGCUGCGGCUCGAGAGACACAUCACGAGCAAUGAUUACACGCUGCGUCAAGUCGGGUUCUGUGCUCAGUGGUGCUUAGAUAACUAUUUCCUUAUUGAAGGUCGGCAAUACUCGUACGAGGUAGCGGAUGUCAGUAACGUAAAUGUGAUGCUCAACACGCGUGACGUCAGCGAGUACCUGAAAAUCUCGGCCGACGGGCUAACGGCACGAUGCGAUGCGUACUCGUUCGAAAGUGUCCGGUGUACGUAUCAGGUCAAUGCCGGGUGUUGGUACUACGAGGUGCUGAUCAUGACACCGGGCGUUAUGCAGAUUGGGUGGGCAACGAAGGAUUCCAAUUUUCUUAGCCACGAAGGUUACGGUAUCGGGGACGAUGCGUACUCGAUCGCGUUCGACGGCUGUCGGAAGCUGAUCUGGCAUAAGGCGAAACCGAUGCAGCACAAUCUGAACGUGUGGACGGGUGGAUCGAUACUGGGCUGUCUGUUGGAUCUUGAUGCACGGGAAGUCGUGUUCAGUUUAGACGGGUUCGAAGGUGAGGUGUUGAAACAACUGUUCGAAUCGGGUAGUGCCAUCGAAGGAUUCUUUGCGGCAGCUUCGUUCAUGUCAUUCCAGCAGUGUCGCUUCAACUUUGGUUCAACGCCGUUCGUUUAUCCGCCCAAAAAUCGAACGUUUAAGAGCUUUAAUGGUCAUGCGGUGCUGAGCGAACAGGACAAGAUCGUUUUACCGCGCCAUCUCUUCCUGGAGCAGUUACGAAAGCUGAGUGUCCGUGAGGACUCAUGUACCCUUUGCUUUGACAUGAAAGCAACGAUACGUAUCGAACCUUGCCAGCAUCGAGGAUUCUGCACGAACUGUGCUGCCUUGCUGCAAUUCUGUCCCAUGUGCAGAGCAGAAAUUCUUAGCACAGUGCACGAAGAGUCCACACCCGAAAUCACUAGUCCGGGACAUUCGGAACCGAAUGAAGCGGACGACACAACUACCAACACUCCGGAAGAACAGAAACAAUAA